UGAGGAGGGGGUAGGGAUUACUAGUGUAGAGCAGCUGUGGCUCACACCUCCUGACAGCUGCUGGGCUGCAGUUCCUAGGACGCGUUUUAAAGCGGUGUCGCCCUCUGGUUCACAAAGCUACUCGGUUGUUUUGUCGUGACGCCGCUCCCUUCUUUCAGCAAACUGUUUUCCCACUUUUUAGAUCUUGCAUCGAGUAUAUCUGAGGCAAUCUGUAAUAGGGGGAAUCGAGUGAGCCAUGGCCUUCCUAGGAGGCGCUGUUCGGCGGGUGGUGUCAGCAGUGCGACCUCCUCUUUCUCCCUUGUGCCAUAGAAAUGCUCGGUUCUACAGUUCAGAGCCCACCAAGGAAAAAAGUGUUCCCUAUGAGAAGACCCUCAAACCAGAGGAUGGAGCCUCUUGUGGGCCCACUAAACCUUUACCCAGGUCAGCGGAUGUGGUGGUGAUCGGAGGAGGCAGUCUGGGCUGUCAGACCAUCUACCACCUGGCUAAAAUGGGUAUGACCAAUGUAGUUCUGCUGGAGAGAGACAGACUCACUGCUGGCACCACCUGGCACACUGCAGGCCUGCUGUGGCAGCUCCGUCCCAGUGAUGUUGAGGUGGAGCUGUUGGCACACACCAGGAAUGUGGUCAGCAAAGAUCUGGAGGAGGAGACGGGUCUCCACACCGGCUGGAUCCAGAAUGGAGGACUCUUCAUUGCCUCCAACAAGCAGAGACUGGAUGAGUACAAGCGCCUCAUGUCGCUGGGUAAAGUUUAUGGUAUUGAGUCCCAUGUCCUGUCGCCUGCGGAGACCAAGGAUCUGUAUCCUCUGAUGAAUGUUGAUGAUCUGUAUGGAACUCUGUAUGUACCUAAAGAUGGCACCAUGGACCCAGCAGGCACCUGUACCACUCUGACCAGAGCUGCUUCCUCUAGGGGAGCCAUGGUGAUCGAGAACUGCCCUGUGACUGGUAUUAAAGUGCAGACAGACGACCUCGGUGUGAAGACGGUGAAGGCAGUGGAGACCCCGCAUGGGACCAUUGAGACGUCUUGUGUGGUGAACUGUGCAGGUGUAUGGGCUACCCAGCUGGGGGAAAUGGCUGGAGUUAAGGUUCCUCUCAUCGCUAUGCAUCAUGCCUAUGUGGUGACAGAGAGAAUUGAAGGCAUACAGAACAUGCCAAAUGUCAGAGACCAUGAUGCAUCAGUGUACCUGCGCCUCCAAGGUGACGCCCUGUCUGUCGGUGGUUAUGAACACAACCCCAUCUUCUGGGAGGAGGUAUCUGAUAAGUUUGCCUUCAGCUUGUUUGACCUGGACUGGGAUGUAUUCAUGCAGCAUAUUGAGGGUGCAAUCAAUAGAGUUCCUGCUUUGGAGCAGACCGGCAUCAAGUCCACUGUUUGUGGACCAGCAUCAUUCACAGCAGACCAUAAACCUCUGAUGGGAGAAGCACCAGAGGUCAGAGGUUUCUUCCUGGGCUGUGGCUUCAACAGUGCUGGUAUGAUGCUGGGAGGUGGUUGUGGUAGGGAGCUGGCUCACUGGAUCAUACAUGGCCGUCCUGAAAAGGACAUGUAUGGAUAUGAUAUCAGGCGAUUCCAUAACUCACUGACAGACAACAAACGCUGGAUCAGAGAGCGAAGCCACGAGUCGUAUGCUAAGAACUAUUCUGUGGUGUUCCCCUUUGAUGAGCCGCUGGCCAGCCGAAACAUGAGGAAAGACCCUUUCCAUCAGGUUCUGACAGAGCAGGGCUGUGUGUUCCAGGAGAGGCAUGGCUGGGAAAGGCCUGGCUGGUUCAACAAAGAUGGGCCUGCUCCUGUUAAAGACUAUGAUUACUAUGGGGCUUAUGAAAUGAGGAAGAAUGUAAACUACAAAUACAAGGAAUUGCUGGGCAAAGAGUACACCUUUGACUUCCCUCCACAUCAUGACGCGAUUAAGAAUGAGUGCCUGUCAUGCAGACACGGUGUGGCUGUGUUUAACAUGUCUUACUUCGGAAAGUUCUAUCUCACCGGACCUGAUGCCAAGAAGGGGGCUGACUGGCUGUUCACUGCUGAUGUCAACAAGAAGCCAGGCUCCACUGUGUAUACUUGCAUGCUGAAUAAGAGAGGGGGAGUAGAGGCUGACCUGACAGUGAGCAGACUGGAGCCUGGUGCUGGCAACCUGCCCCUGGCACCGGAAUCCAACGGUGAUGCAUACUACCUGGCCAUUGGAGGCGGUAUAGCGGAACACAGCUGGAACCACAUUAGAUCGGUUCUUCAGGACCAAGGCUUCCGCUGCCAGCUGACAGACUACUCUGAGGACAUGGGGAUGAUUAGCAUUCAGGGACCCAAGAGUCGAGAGGUACUUCAGGAGGUGUUGGACACAGACCUGAGCGAUGAAGCUUUCCCCUUCUCUACCCACAAAGUUGUCAGUGCAGCAGGACAUAAGGUGCGAGCCAUCCGCCUGUCAUUUGUCGGAGAGCUCGGCUGGGAACUGCACAUUCCCAGAAACUCCUGCCUUCCAGUCUACUAUGCUGUCAUGGCUGCUGGUGCAAAGCAUGGUAUCAUCAACUCAGGCUACAGGGCCAUUGACUCACUCAGCAUUGAGAAAGGGUACAGACAUUGGCACGCUGACCUUCGCCCUGAUGACACACCCCUGGAGGCAGGGUUAGCGUUCACCUGCAAGCUGAAGAGUUCCCUCCUAUUCCAGGGUCGUGAUAGGCUGGAGAAACAGAAGAAGGAGGGGCUGACUAGGCGCAUCGUCUGCUUCACCACUGAUGAGAAAGUGCCGUUGUUCGGACUGGAGGCCAUUUUCCGUAACGGGAUUCCUAUCGGUCACCUCCGGCGUGCUGACUAUGGCUUCUUUAUCGACAAAACUAUUGGUUAUGGAUAUAUCCAUAACCCCGAUGCAGGAACAGUGAGUGCCGAUUUCAUUAAGAGUGGUGAGUUUACUCUGGAGAGGAUGGGAGUGACAUACAAGGCAAAGGCCCACCUUAAAUCUCCCUUUGACCCUGAGAACAAACGCGUUAAGGGCAUCUAUACUUGAAGGACCACGUGGCCAAAACCUGAAGCAGACACACACUGGUGCAGCUGUUUUAGACUUUACCUCAGUCAGAUAUGAGGAAUCGCACAUCUGUGAUUUGGUGGAACAUGCUGUAUGCUCAUUUAAAAGUUCUGCCUUUUAUGAAUGUCCUAAAAUAUGUAUCAUGACAACAAAGAGGUGCUGAAUUGACUUUGAUAUGAAUGUUUUGUUAAGAAAGCUUCAUAGCUCCACAUUUUUAUACCAGCUUUGGCUUUUAGAGUAACAGUGUUCCCUAUCAAAUGCUCCUGUGUGAGCAGAAGUGGAACAGUUAGUCUUGUUUCCAGUAAUCAAGAGUCUUAAUGAAGAGCUACUGUAGCAGCCAGCAUAGCAGUAAGCCAGAGGAUUCAUUACCAUGAUUCUAGGUGUAAUGAUUUAUAUGAAGCACACUGCUGUCAUCUGUGUAACUAAAGUACUGAUAUAAUAGGAGUAAAAGUAACGUCUCAGUUGACCAGGGCAUUUCUGUGCUUUAGCUCAGGAGAAAAG
Monopterus albus (swamp eel) is the source of this 3505-nucleotide messenger RNA. It is a transcript of the gene sardh, whose product is annotated as sarcosine dehydrogenase. Bases 236 to 2986 code for a protein of 916 amino acids. The transcript has 23 exons. Gene Ontology annotation, molecular function: protein binding. NCBI's taxonomy places the organism in Eukaryota, Metazoa, Chordata, Actinopteri, Synbranchiformes, Synbranchidae. Gene Ontology annotation, cellular component: mitochondrion. The record is from RefSeq and is a predicted model, not a curated record.